UUCUGAAAUCCGCGGGACCGGUCCUAUAUUUAAGAUUCCGCGGCUGGUGGAAUUAAAUGAGAAAUGUAACAGCAGGUGGCAGAAAAUCUCGACUUUAUUCCAUCUCUAUCAUUGAUUUGAUUUCCCACGUUGUUUUCGCGUGGUCCUGUCCAUGAAUACUAUGGCACACUCGCUGUAUGGACCACACUAUAGAGAAAAAAUGUUCGAAUUCAAGAAACUUGCCUGGCAAUGGCAAUAUAAAGAACUGAACCAGUAGAAGCCUCUCUAAACUCUGUUAAGAGUGAAAAAUACUUCCCUUUGCCAACUUGUCACUACCUGUGAACUCCCACAAUUGUUCUUCACAGAGCAAAAGAUAAAAUAAUAUCUGACGGAUCUUGAAGAAGGGCAAGCACAGAUUAAAAUUAAUGGAGGAAUCGAGUAAGGAAACCGUGUGCGUUACAGGGGCGGGAGGGUUUCUCGGGUCAUGGAUCGUUAAUUUACUUCUCCAGCGCGGUUACAACGUGCGAGGCACCGUGCGAGACGUAGGUGAUGCAAAGAAUGCACAUUUGAAAAGCCUUGAAGGGGCAAAGGAGAGGCUAAAACUCCUAAAUGCAGUUUUGUCGGAUUAUGACUCACUUUUCACAGCAAUCAAUGGGUGUACUGGAGUUUUUCAUACAGCAUGCCCAGUUCCCUCUCAUAGGGUGUCCAAUCCAGAGGCAGAGAUGGUUAAUCCUUCUGUGAAGGGAACUUUGAAUGUGUUGAAGGCAUGUUCAGUAGCCAAAGUGAAGCGAGUAAUUAUGACAUCGUCUGUAGUUGCUGUUUUUGUUAACCCAAAUAGACCUAUGGAUGCACUACUAGAUGAGAGCUGCUGGUCAGAUCCAGAAUAUUGUGAGGCAACCGAGAAUUGGUAUUUCAUGUCAAAAACGGUCUCAGAAAAGAAUGCCUGGAAUUGUUCAAAGGAGUUUGGCCUUGACCUUAUCACCAUUUGUCCAUCUUUGAUUUUGGGGCCCAUGUUACAGCCAAAUACCAAUGCCAGUUGUCUUUUUAUUAUCAAGCUUCUGACUUUGUACCCUAGCGACUCAUCCCCUAUACUCAAGGUUCCGUUUGGGACAAGGACUUGGAAACACAUCCUCUACCCUCAAGGACUCAUGACUCAGGUCUCUAUAACUAUGAGGAUAGAGAAGAACAUUUUUUUGUUGUUUCUCAAAGAUGAUCAUGCUACUAUGUUCAUCUAUCAGUUGGAGAAUGGAUUUGAAUGGAGGCGGGUUGCAGGAGACGACACCUUUUUUGCCACUGCAAUGGAGAAUCUUGGUGUUGAGAUUCGAAAAGCUAGAAACCCAACAAUGGAACAGAUCCAAAUGUUGAGUCAGUUGCAUGAGGGAAGGAAGACAAUCUGGAUGGAAGGCCCUUUGAAGUGGACAAUUUGGAUGGAACCUUGUCAGGAUCAUCUUCAUGAGUGUUGAGAUGUUGUUUGGUUCUUUUUGUUUGAACAUGAACAUUAUCUAUGAAUACUCUUUUUGCUUGGACACAUCAUAGAAUAGGCUAUGUAUAGGAUUAUGUUGUUUAUAAUGUGCAUGCAAAACUAUUAGUAGUCAUUGAUCAGAUCCAUGUAGGUUGGGAUUGUUG
Cryptomeria japonica (Japanese cedar) is the source of this 1605-nucleotide messenger RNA. Its product is annotated as cinnamoyl-CoA reductase 1. The transcript has 6 exons. Lineage: Eukaryota; Viridiplantae; Streptophyta; Pinopsida; Cupressales; Cupressaceae. Bases 405 to 1442 code for a protein of 345 amino acids. Gene Ontology annotation, molecular function: oxidoreductase activity, acting on the CH-OH group of donors, NAD or NADP as acceptor. The record is from RefSeq and is a predicted model, not a curated record.